Messenger RNA from Cornus florida, 915 nucleotides. RefSeq names its product VAMP-like protein YKT61. The transcript has 6 exons. Gene Ontology annotation, molecular function: SNAP receptor activity. The record is from RefSeq and is a predicted model, not a curated record. Gene Ontology annotation, cellular component: membrane; Golgi apparatus. Gene Ontology annotation, biological process: endoplasmic reticulum to Golgi vesicle-mediated transport. The coding region runs from base 102 to 701 and encodes 199 amino acids. Lineage: Eukaryota; Viridiplantae; Streptophyta; Magnoliopsida; Cornales; Cornaceae.
GUUCUUAAACCGAUCAACUCAUUAGUGCGAAUUUCUUUUUGCUUUCCUUCCUUCCCAUCUCUAUUCAUCGGCGAGUUCUAGAGAGAGAAUUGUAGAGAGAGAUGAAGAUCACUGCGCUUCUGGUUCUGAAAUGCCAUCCGGAGGGGUCGGAUCCGGUGAUACUUGCGAACUCGUCGGACGUGAGCCAUUUCGGUUACUUCCAGAGGUCGAGCGUGAAGGAGUUCAUCGUCUUCGUUGGUCGGACCGUCGCUAAACGGACCCCACCCGGUCAACGCCAAUCCGUUCAACACGAAGAGUACAAGGUGCAUUCUUACAAUAGAAAUGGACUUUGUGCAUUGGGAUUUAUGGAUGAUCACUACCCUGUUCGAAGCGCAUUUUCACUGCUUAACCAGGUGCUAGAUGAGUACCUGAAGAACUUUGGUGAUUCAUGGAAAACUGUGCAAGCUGAUAAUACUCAACCAUGGCCCUAUCUAAAUGAAGCUCUAACCAAAUUUCAGGAUCCCGCUGAGGCUGACAAAUUAUUAAAAAUUCAGAGGGAGUUGGAUGAAACCAAAAUUAUUCUUCAUAAAACCAUUGACAGUGUCCUUGAACGUGGUGAGAAGCUGGACAGUUUAGUCAACAAGAGUUCAGAUCUCAGUGCAGCUUCACAGAUGUUCUACAAGCAGGCAAAAAAGACCAACCAAUGCUGUACUAUAUUGUGAGCUUCUAAAGGGAGGGCACGACAUUGUCAUAGAAUUCACUGGUUCUGGUGUUAAUAUAUGAUGGAUGAAAAAAACGGUGAUUGUUGCUUAUAUCGUUAUCCAUUGCUUGCUUGGCAGAAUUCUAUGGAUUUACCUUCUUGUAUGGUUGGUGUUGGAAUGAAGAAAGGGAAAAUGAUUGAUUGAUAUUGGCAAUUUUCUCUUUUUUAAAUACGUA